UUUGCAUAGUAUUCCACCCCUAUCAUUGAAGUACUCAACAAAGAAACAACCCAACUUUAUCUUUUGCUUUUAUGUUUGCCUUCUUUUUUAGUGUCUGACUCAUUCUUUAUCAAGGACUUUUACUUUUUCACUUUUUUAGUUUUUUAUGCUCAGACAAUGCAACCUUCUUCACCAAGAUUUUUGUGUUUUUGAUGAUAAUGCCCUUAAAAUUGUAAAUACUGUGGUAAAAAAUGUACUAUUGAUGCAUUUUAAAAAUGUGACCCUCAACUGUUAAUAAUGCCUUUAUAAGCUUCUGUACUAAGUAAGAGGGAUUAAUGUGACAUAUAUAUAAAUGUUCCUUCCUUAUCGCUUUCUUCAUAUAUGACAGGCUAUAAAUCCUAUAUUAAAACUUAAUUGACUAAAUACAGUAAUAUUUCUCUCAUCUCAAUAAAACAAAUAGUAAUACACUAAAGAAUGUUUUUUCAAUACCUUUAUAGCAUACAAUAUCUAAGUCUUCUUAGUCUUGAAGUUUAAAAGCUUUUGGUUUCAUUAUUUCAUUGGGAUUACCGCUCCAGCUUUCCAACAACUUAAUUAAUUACGUAUCAAGAUUUCAUUUGAAAGUUAUAUUUGAAGAGGUAUAGUGUUGACUACUUUUAAGGGCUUUAGUGUUAUUCCUUUAAGUUUACACUUGUAUAUAGAGAAUUGAAAUUCACUCCUUAGAAUAUGGUAAAGGGAGGUUCCUCUUAGAAGAAGAAUCAACAUUAAGAAAAACUCAAUGGGAAUCAAAAUCUCAGUAUCACACAUUGCUCUUAUUUUCAUCUCUCUAGCAGUUCUUCCUCGGAUUUCUGCACUUCUGGAAUCUGAUGGAAAUGCUCUACUAGAGUUUGCUUCUGCUGUUCCACAUGUCAGGAAGCUCAACUGGAAUUCUUCCACCCUGAUCUGCAGUUAUUGGGCUGGCAUAAAAUGUAACAGACAUGGAACAAGAGUUAUAGGUAUCCAUCUUCCAGGUGUUGGGUUUUUCGGUCAAAUUCCAGAAAAGACCAUAGGAAAGAUGGAUGCUCUUAGGGUUCUUAGCUUGAGAGGAAACCAUUUAAGUGGACCUCUUCCUUCUGAUAUCCUCUCCAUCCCUACCCUUCAAACUGUUUACCUUCAAGAUAACAACUUUACUGGACAAAUACCCACCUCUCUCUCUCCCAGACUUGUUAUCAUAGAUCUUUCUAGCAAUUCUUUUUCUGGGGACAUUCCCGCCAGUAUCAAGAAUUUGACACAUUUAUCUGUUCUUAACCUUCAGAACAAUUUCUUAUCUGGAUCCAUCCCAAAUCUUGAAUCUUCAAAGCUUAACUUCUUGAAUGUGAGUCAUAACAUGUUAAACGGGUCGAUCCCAGAUUCCUUCCAGAACUUUCCAGCUGCUUCAUUUCUGGGUAAUUCUCAUCUUUGCGGGAAACCACUCCCACAGUGCUCUACAGGAAUAGUGAAAGAAAAAGAUUCAAUUUUGAAGAAGAAGAAACUCAGUGUAGGGACUGUGAUCGCCAUUGUUAUAGGCGUGUGUUCAUUUCUGACUUUCUUGGGAUUGAUGAUCUCAUUCUUCUGUUUGAAGAAGAAAGUCUCUGAUGGGAGUGAUGGUAAAGAGAAGGUUGCUUAUGGUGGGAAGAGUGAGAAGCCAGAGGAUUUCGGAAGUGGGGUCCAGGAUGCAGAUAAGAACAAACUUGUGUUCUUUGAAGGAUGUUCUUACAGCUUUGACCUGGAAGAUCUGUUAAGGGCUUCUGCUGAAAUUCUUGGGAAGGGUAGUUAUGGAACAGCGUACAAGGCUUGUUUGGAUGAGUCAACAACGGUGGUGGUUAAAAGGUUGAAGGAAGUUGGAGCUGGGAAGAGAGAGUUUGAACAACACAUGGAGUUUCUGGGAAGGAUUUCACGCCACCCAAACUUGGCCUCUCCCCAGGCUUAUUACUAUUCAAAGGAUGAGAAGCUUGUUGUUCAUGAGUACAUGCCAGUUGGCAGCUUGUUUGAAGCUCUUCACGGGAACACCAGCAUGGAUAGAACUCCACUUGACUGGAAAUCCAGACUGAACAUAGCAUUAGGAACAGCAAAAGGAAUCGCACACAUCCACUCCCAAGGCGGCGUCAGAUUCACCCACGGCAACAUCAAAUCCUCCAACAUCCUCCUCACCACCACCCUCAAAGCCGCCGUCUCCGACUUCGGGUUGAGCCCUCUCAUGAACUACAUUGCCGUCAAACACCGGGGGCCCGGUUACCGGUCGCCCGAAAUGAUCGAGACCCGAAAAAUCACCCAGAAAUCAGACGUGUACAGCUUCGGCGUCCUCCUUCUCGAGAUGCUGACGGGGAAGUCGCCAGUGCCGACCGGGCGCGAUGACGUGGUAGAUUUGCCACGAUGGGUCCGGUCCGUCGUCCGGGAGGAGUGGACGGCGGAGGUUUUCGACGUGGCAUUGAUGAAGUACGAGAAUGUAGAGGAGGAGAUGGUGCAGAUGCUUCAAGUUGCUCUGACAUGUGUGGGGAAGGGGCAGGAUGCGAGGCCCACCAUGGAUGAAGUCGUUAGGAUGAUUGAGGAUGUUUGUCAGCCGCCGGAGGAGGGAAGUCAACCGUCCUCCGGCGACCGGUCUAGAUGCUCCAUUGCACCAACUCCGGAGUGAUACAAAUUUCAAAGGUUGUUUGGUCACGAAAAAAUGGAGGCGAGGACGAUGGACUUUUUUGUUAUUAAUUAAUUAAUUUAUUUCUCCACCACCCUCUGAAAUGUUCUGACCCAAACAAGGUCUUCAGAUUUGGCUCCAUAAACAGAUAAAACGAAAAUUUGCUGCAAAAAAAAAAAAACAGAUAAAACGAAAAAUGAGUUCUUGUUUUUGGUUUUGACCAAACAGAGCUUCAGUUUCAGUGCUCUUUGAUUAAGAAUUGGUUUAUCUGUUCCUGGAGCCAAAUGUUAAUGUUGUUUAACCUUUUGGCCUAUAUUGAUGGCUUACUAUACUCAAUUCUUUUCAUCAAGCAGAUCCACUGUAAACUUAGGUUGAUGAUUACUAAAUAUAGUCUACUUUUUAGCACAAACAGGAUUUUUGUUCAAUCAUCUUAUGAUAACAAAAGGGGUCAUGAUACUUCAGAUUUUGC
Messenger RNA from Cuscuta epithymum, 3092 nucleotides. The record is from the annotation of a GenBank genome assembly. NCBI's taxonomy places the organism in Eukaryota, Viridiplantae, Streptophyta, Magnoliopsida, Solanales, Convolvulaceae.